AUGAAUGGUAGGUGAGAUUUGUAGCUUACUUGGAGCUCUUUGAGAGCAAGUGUAUCUCGCGUAAAAAUUAUGUCGCAUUGCUCUCCAAGGUGUCUGUAUAAAUUUGCAAGAAUUUUUGAGACUCUUUGUUUUCAGCUACCAUCUCUUCCGUUUCAACUGGGCCCUUGGCAAGUGUAACCAACCACGGUGAUGCAGGGUUGUUGAAAAUUUUGGACCGAUCAGAAGAUACAAAUGUAAGACUUCUCAUAACAACAUACGCAGAUAACAAGCACAUGUUUGGCGGGAAAGGGACGAAGAAAGAUGUGUUCGAGAAAAUAGCCGAACAGUUCACCAAGAUAUCUGGUCAUGUGGUCACUGGAGAACAGUGCAUGAGAAAGUGGGGAAAGAUAACAUCAAAACAAAGGAAAUAG
Messenger RNA from Pocillopora meandrina, 410 nucleotides. The record is from the annotation of a GenBank genome assembly. NCBI's taxonomy places the organism in Eukaryota, Metazoa, Cnidaria, Anthozoa, Scleractinia, Pocilloporidae.